Molecule: messenger RNA, 4327 nt
Organism: Manis pentadactyla (Chinese pangolin)
Lineage: Eukaryota; Metazoa; Chordata; Mammalia; Pholidota; Manidae
Gene: GGTA1
Product: glycoprotein alpha-galactosyltransferase 1 (inactive)
Exons: 8
Coding region: 46-1566 (506 amino acids)
Biological process (GO): carbohydrate metabolic process
Cellular component (GO): Golgi apparatus; vesicle; membrane
Molecular function (GO): hexosyltransferase activity
Source: RefSeq, a predicted model, not a curated record
CCCUCCGUCUCCCGGCCGCCAGACAACACACACGCACCCGCGCUCAUGCCCUCGCGCGGCCGGCCCCCCAGCCGGCUGUGUCCGGGGCGGGCCCCGCGCGGCGCACACAGCCGCGGGCGGCGCAGAGCGGGGCGCGCGCUGACGGUGCCGAGCGCUCGCCGGCUCCCGCGCCCCCGCCCGGAGGAGCGCCCGGCGGCCGGGCGGCGGCAGCGCAGGCGGCACAGCCCGCCCGGCACGCCCCGCCGGGCUCCGGGGAGGCGGUGCGGCCGCGGCUCCAGCGGCCGAGGGCGCCUCGGGCCGGGGCAGCCAGGCGGGUUCUGCGGAUCAGGAGCUGGAACACAGCACCUUCCCUUCCUCCCAGCCCUGCCUCCUUCUGCAGAAGGGAGCUCAAUAGAACUUUGUUGUUUCGCCUUUUACUCUGCAAGGAGAGAAGCAGACAAUGAGGAGAAAAUAAUGAAUGUCAAAGGGAAAGUGAUUCUAUCGAUGCUGGUCGUCUCGACUGUAAUCGUGGUAUUUUGGGAAUAUAUCAACAGCCCAGAAGGCUCUUUCUUGUGGAUAUAUCACUCGAAAAACCCAGAAGUUGGCGACAGCAGCAUUCAGAAGGGCUGGUGGUUCCCGAGCUGGCUUAACAAGGGGAUCCACAACUACCAAGAAGAAGACAUAGACAAAGAAAAGGAACAAAGAAAGGCAGACUACAAGAAGGAGCUCCAGCUAUCAGACUGGUUUAAUCCACAGAAGCGCCCAGAGGUCGUGACGGUGACUGGAUGGAAGGCACCAGUCGUGUGGGAAGGCACUUACGACAGAGCCAUCUUAGAAAACUAUUACGCCGAGCAGAAAAUAACUGUGGGUUUGACAGUUUUUGCUGUUGGAAGAUACAUUGAGCAUUACUUGGAGGAGUUCUUAACAUCUGCUAAUAGAUACUUCAUGGUUGGCCACCAAGUCAUAUUUUACAUUAUGGUAGACGAUGUCUCCAGGAUACCUUUGAUAGAGCUGGGUCCCCUACGUUCCUUCAAGGUGUUUGAGAUCAAUUCUGAGAACAGAUGGCAGGAUAUCAGCAUGAUGCGCAUGAAGACAAUCGGGGAGCACAUUGUGGCCCACAUCCAGCACGAAGUCGACUUUCUCUUCUGCAUGGAUGUGGACCAGGUCUUCCAAGACAGCUUUGGAGUAGAGACUCUUGGCCAGUCCGUGGCUCAACUGCAGGCCUGGUGGUACAAGGCAGAUCAUGACGAGUUCACCUACGAGAGGCGGAAGGAGUCUGCAGCAUACAUUCCCUUCGGCCAGGGGGAUUUUUAUUACCAUGCAGCCAUUUUUGGAGGAACACCCAGUCAGGUUCUAAACAUCACCCAAGAGUGCUUCAAGGGAAUCCUCCAGGACAAGAAAAAUGACAUAGAAGCCAAGUGGCAUGAUGAAAGCCACCUAAACAAGUAUUUCCUUCUCAACAAACCCACUAAAAUUUUAUCCCCAGAAUAUUGCUGGGAUUAUCACAUAGGCCUGCCUUCAGAUAUUAAGAUUGUCAAAGUAUCUUGGCAGACAAAAGAGUAUAAUUUGGUUAGAAAUAACAUCUGACUUUAAAUUGUGCCAGUAGGCUUCUGAAUUUGAGAGAAGAUAUUCUGCCUACUUCCUUAGAAAUGUAACAAUUUUAACUUAAAAAAAAAAAGCUGACAUAACACCAACACAGCAACUACAUACUGUUUCUCCUUGUAACUUUGAGCCUUGUAAUAAUAUGGGAGAAUGAACCUAUGGUAAUCAAGUGUUAAUUCCCAGUGAUUUCUUUUCUAUUCUGGGUUUGAGGGACAAUGCUAUCAACUGAACUAAAAAAAAAAGUAUCACAGGCAAAGAAGAAGCCAGAAACACUCUACAUGUGCCAGAUGAUAUAUACUAGAGAAUAGGAUGCUAAGGGAAGUGCUUGGCAACAAGAUAAAAUGGGGGUGGGGAUGGUUUUCCCCCUGAUUUCCGCAUCUUCCUGUCUGCUGGGUCUAGCAGCAUAGAGUUGCUUGCAGCAAAACUCUUAAGAACACAGUCUACCUUGGCAGUUCUCAAGUGGUUUCAAUGGCAAAUUGCUUCAGGCCAUUUGUAGUCCAUGUCCUUUUCUCAUCAGGAUGUUGUUUAGCUUCUGUGCAAAAGACUGGUCAGGGUUCCCAAAGGACAUCAUGGUGGUGAAUGUUUGGAAUCACAGGGAAUCUGAAUAAGCCAGUGGGUACUCAGCAAUGAAGUAAAAACAAAGCCUCAAACUCAUGGUGUGAGUUGGCCAUGAAAUAGCAAAGAGAGAGUGGGAAGAGAGGAGGCUGAUCACUGUGGUGCAAUGCCACCUCUGAGGGACACAGGGCAUGGGGUUGGCCUUGAAUGCAGUGUGGGGCCAGGCACUGAAUGGGAGGCAGUGUGGGUGGUCUCCAGCCUCCUCGACCCCAUGACCCCAGAGUAGCAGGGACUUGAAUAGAAAAUGCUUCUUGUUUUGCCCCAGUCACGUUGCAUCUGGCAGACUCUGCAACUUGUGUCUUCAGGUCACUGGCCAGAGAAAGUGGAUGGCGUCAGAGAUGGCAAGGCCUGCAGUGAACUAAAGACUCUUGCAAGGAGUUGCAUUUCCCAGACCUGUGCUUCAUGACGAUAGUCAGUCAUCCCUGACCUGUGCUUCAGGACAGUCAGUCAUCAGCAAGUCCCGCCACCACCUGCUUUAACCCUCAGGGUCCCUCAGCCCAUCAUGUUGCAAUUUGGAGGGCUGGCAUCAAGGAGUGGGCUGGAGGAAAAGCCCUCCCAUCAAGUUACCUCGGUUUCCCCUGCCCCAUCUGCGCUACUGAAGUGUAACAGCCGGAUGCAUAUAAUAAGUUGAUGUUACAUCAAAAGUAGAGGGGAAGGCAAUGGAGACCCAGUCCUCAGGACAGAAGAACAUUCAAUUCCCUUCUCUAAGAGAAGCUGUGACAUCCUGCCUAUUUAAAGUUAAGCAAUUCAUUGUAAAAAGGGUUAGGAGGCAAUAUUUACAUAUGCAGGUAUAUUUAUAUUUUGCUUGUGUUCCAGUUUAGGUUGUUUCCAUUUUGAAGUGAUUUAUUUCAAGAGUCAUUGCACUGGCUUGAUGUUCAGCACAAUGGCGUUCUUUGAUAAAAUGAAACCUAUAUUUUCUCUACCAUUUUACUGUGCCUCCUACUCUGCAGUCCUUGCCAAAAAAUCUCACAACCCUGCAAAAUGAAACAAAACUGACAAAAACCCUAAGGUGGACUUUAAAAAAGAGAGAGAGGCCACUUGUCAGUUGAGACUCUUGCUUCUCUAUGACUCAAGUUUUCUGAGACACAUUUGGAGCAGGGAGAGUUAAUAGUGAAAGUCCUAAACCAAAGAAAUGAGCUGUCUGAAGGAUUAGGAAAAAAGAGCUGAUCUUUACUUUGAGGGAAUCUUAAUUUUUUUUCAUUCACUUAAAUCUAAAUCCAAAAUGAAGAAGCUUAGGAUAUCACUAAUAGUUACUGUUAAAUAUUUAAAAAUAAUAAUAAAAUUCCAGAUUUAUAAUUGAAUAAAUUAUUUUCUCAGUAUAUGCCAGUCUGGUCUUGGAUUGUACAUUAUCUCCCAGAAAUGUUCAGAAUUGUCAGUUAUAGAAUUUUAAAUUAUUAGACUUCUGAAAGUUCUCAUGUCCUUCUAAAAAGGUGUCCAUUAUUACAAAGAUAGAAAGAACAUGAUGGCGAUUCCAAACUUUUAAAGCAGUAAGUCCUUAUAUAGAACUUUCCAAAAUGAUGCCCUGAAGUGGUUAAAUUCCAGUAGAAGAACCAUCCAGAAAAGGCUUGCCCUGAAGCCCAGGGUGGGCACCAGGACAGAGGGAGAAAACAAUGCCAUAACCACUGGGAAUUAUUAGUUUUGACCUCUCGGCGUACAUCUGGCCAAGGGAGCCCCGGGAAAGGCUGGAUUUCCAGCAAGUCUGGGCAGGUGCAUUUGUGAUAAAGAUCAAAGGUGACCACGCUGAUGUACUGAGGUGCCCUGGAGGGACAGAAGGACAUGAUUCCCUCAUAGGAGAGAGUUAUUCCUAGUUUACAGAUGGGCAAAGUGAAGUUUAGAAAGGUUAGGACACCCAGCUGGGAAAUGGCUGAGUUGAAGCUCAAACCAGAGAAGCUGACAAGGAUAUAUGUGUUGACACUGCAUAGGGAGGGCCAUAUUUCAUAUCAAGAAAAAUACAAUUUCAUAGAAGAAUCCUAAAACGGGGCAUUUUUGGCAUAAGAAUUGAUAUUUUAAAAACUAGAUGUGUUCCCAGGCCCUGCUGUACCAUUUCCCACUUUUCAUGCACUAACCAUGCCCCAAAUGCAUUAAAUUAGUUAAAAUGGAUCAUGUAAAAAAAAUAAAUAAAAGACUGUGA